This is a messenger RNA of Dujonia railenensis, 1338 nucleotides long. The record is from the annotation of a GenBank genome assembly. NCBI's taxonomy places the organism in Eukaryota, Fungi, Ascomycota, Pichiomycetes, Serinales, Debaryomycetaceae.
AUGAGCCUACCAGGACCACCCAUUCUUAAGACAACCAUAAUCCAACUUAACAGAGAUCUUGAUCUGGAUGAUAAGAACUACGAGAUUCUCACCAACGAUUAUUUAAAUGACUCCGGUACCUCUUCUUCUUCCCUUUCUUCUUCAUAUGGGCCAGCGUUUGCUAAGGGCGAACAAUUUGUAGAAGAAUCAAACAGCGGUACUGCCAAGAAGAAGCGUAGAAGAUCAUCUGCCAACGUUGACUCGGAAGAGUUGGCUAAGAGAAAGUCAGAAACCAAACAAUUGCAUUCCAUUAUAGAGAAAAGAAGAAGAAUAAAGAUCAAUAGGGAAUUCGAAGCGUUGAAGUACUUGAUCCCUGCCUGUCGCUCGACCCAUACACCUGCAAGCACAUCGGGCAAAAAGUCCGAUCAGCCUAGCUCGCCUAGUUCCCACAACACAAUCGUCUCCAAUAGUGGUAGUGCCAGUAAUAAUGGGAAUAAGAUUGACGGGAUGUACAAGUUGACUAUCUUAAAGUCGUCCGUCGAGUACAUAUUGUACCUCCACCAUAUCAUAAAGCAGCAACACAAAUUGCUUCAACAAUCGAAAGAUAGUCUGUACAAUUUUGAGAUUAACUUUGCCAAAAUUCCACUUGACGUAAACCAGUAUAGAAAUAUUGAUAAGGAAUUUGAUUUCAAGCAUCUAAUCGACUUCGAAUCUAUCAAUGAACCUGUAUCUCACUCACCACCAACUACAUCGUCACCGGCCCAAUCGAGGAAGAGGUCGCUGCAGCAGACGUUUGAUAUUGUAGAAGAAGAGGAAUCCAGUGAAGAGGACAAAGCCCAAUUGCCCAGUCCAGAUAUUACUCCAGAUAUGGCGCCAAUUCUCUCACUUUUGAACAAAUUCAAUACCAACACGCUCAAACCAUCCAGCAACCCUAUACAUGCUUCACCUUUGUUUGCUUCGUUUUCCUACCCAGGUACCGCCAACGUGUCGCCGCUUACCAACCCACUCAAGUCUAAUAACUUCAUUACACUGGCGCCACACUCUCUUGGUUUUUCUUCAAACUUUACGCUCCCUGACCCCGCCAUGAGCCCAAACGACGAGCAGCAAAAGCAGCCGAAGCAAGAACAAGAACAACAGCAACAACCACAACUCGUUCAGCUGCAACUGCUGCCAAAGAAAAAGCUCUUCAAAUCGAAAAUUCCCCAAAACAAUACAAUUGUAGUAAAUCGUCCCUUGACAAUCAAAUCAACUUCGAUGGAAGACAUUCGCAAGACAUUGAAUGGAAAACUCUCGGAGCAAGAUGCGUCGAAUACGUUGUUGGCCCUAAGAAAGUCAAGUAUUGACAGCUUAUUGAAUUAG